Molecule: messenger RNA, 3303 nt
Organism: Pan troglodytes (chimpanzee)
Lineage: Eukaryota; Metazoa; Chordata; Mammalia; Primates; Hominidae
Gene: ZXDA
Product: zinc finger X-linked duplicated A
Exons: 2
Coding region: 322-2802 (826 amino acids)
Biological process (GO): regulation of transcription by RNA polymerase II
Cellular component (GO): nucleus
Molecular function (GO): transcription coregulator activity
Source: RefSeq, a predicted model, not a curated record
CUGGGAGGGGCUGGCGUGUGUUUAUUUGGGUAUAUACAAUGAGUCACGGAUUAAAAUUGCUUUUACCAGAUAGAUACCUAGGUGUUCCACAGCAUUAUUGAACAAAAUGUCGUCAUUUCCCCAUUACUUCAGAAGACCUCCUUAAUUACUUAUAUUAAUUGUAGAAUAUAUUUAUGCAUACCAGGCUCUACCUCUGGGCUUUCUAUUCCGUUCCAGAGACCCAGUACCAGAAUAUUUAAAUCACUGUGGCAUUGAAUACAUUUUAAUAUCUGAUAGGGCCAGUUUCCGCGCAUUGCACUUUUUUCCCCCCCUUUCAGGAACAUGUUCAGGCCCGCGGCAGGGGGCGGGGUGGCGCCUCCUCCUAGGCUCUGGUUCCAGCCCAGCCUCACGCACGCAGAGAUGGAAAUCCCAAAGCUGCUCCCGGCUCGCGGGACACUACAGGGCGGCGCCGGCGGUAUCCCCGCGGGUGGCGGCCGGGUCCACCGAGGCCCUGACCCGCCGGCUGGCCAGGUCCCCACGCGCCGCCUCCUGCUGCUCCGGGGCCCCCAAGAUGGCGGGCCCGGGCGGCGGCGCGAGGAGGCCCGCAGGGCUUCACCGAGCCCUGGCCCAAGCCUGUUCGCGCCGAGGCCCCAUCAACCUAGCGGCGGCGGCGACGACUUCUUCCUGGUGCUGCUUGACCCGGUGGGUGGCGACGUGGAGACCGCGGGCUCCGGUCAGGCCGCAGGGCCUGUGUUGAGGGAGGAGGCCAAGGCGGGCCCGGGGCUCCAGGGGGACGAGAGCGGCGCGAACCCCGCGGGCUGCUCUGCGCAGGGCCCCCGCUGCCUGUCCGCGGUUCCCACUCCGGCCCCGAUCUCUGCCCCAAGCCCCGCCGCGGCCUUCGCGGGCACAGUCACUAUCCACAACCAGGACCUGCUGUUGCGCUUUGAGAACGCCGUCCUCACCCUGGCCACGCCCCCACCACACGCCUGGGAGCCAGGGGCCGCUCCUGCCCAGCAGCCCAGGUGUCUGAUCGCCCCCCAAGCUGGGUUCCCGCAAGCCGCGCACCCGGGUGACUGCCCAGAGCUGCGGUCCGACCUCCUGCUAGCCGAGCCCGCAGAACCCGCGCCUGCUCCGGCGCCCCAGGAGGAGGCGGAGGGCCUGGCCGCCGCCCUGGGCCCCCGCGGACUGCUGGGCUCUGGUCCAGGCGUGGUGCUGUACCUGUGCCCCGAGGCGCUGUGCGGGCAAACCUUCGCCAAGAAGCACCAGCUGAAGAUGCACCUGCUGACGCACAGCAGCAGCCAGGGCCAGAGGCCCUUCAAAUGCCCCCUGGGUGGCUGCGGCUGGACCUUCACCACCUCUUACAAGCUCAAGAGGCACCUGCAGUCGCACGAUAAACUGCGGCCCUUCGGCUGCCCUGCGGAGGGCUGUGGCAAGAGCUUCACCACCGUGUACAACCUCAAGGCGCACAUGAAGGGCCAUGAGCAGGAGAACUCGUUCAAAUGUGAGGUGUGCGAGGAGAGCUUCCCCACGCAGGCCAAACUCGGCGCCCACCAGCGCAGCCACUUCGAACCCGAGAGGCCUUACCAGUGCGCGUUUUCUGGCUGCAAGAAGACAUUUAUCACAGUGAGUGCUCUGUUUUCCCAUAACCGCGCCCAUUUCAGGGAACAGGAACUGUUUUCCUGCUCUUUCCCUGGCUGCAGCAAGCAAUAUGACAAGGCUUGUAGGCUGAAAAUUCACCUGCGGAGUCACACCGGCGAGAGACCUUUCCUUUGUGACUUUGAUGGCUGUGGCUGGAACUUCACCAGCAUGUCCAAACUCUUAAGGCACAAAAGGAAGCACGACGAUGACCGGAGGUUCAUGUGCCCUGUGGAAGGCUGUGGGAAAUCUUUCACGAGGGCGGAACAUCUGAAAGGCCACAGCAUUACCCACCUGGGCACAAAGCCUUUCGUGUGUCCUGUGGAAGGCUGCUGUGCCAGGUUCUCUGCUCGCAGUAGCCUCUACAUUCACUCCAAGAAACACCUGCAGGAUGUGGACACUUGGAAAAGCCGUUGCCCGAUCUCCUCUUGUAAUAAACUCUUCACAUCCAAGCACAGCAUGAAGACGCACAUGGUUAAAAGGCAUAAGGUGGGCCAGGAUCUCUUAGCUCAGCUAGAAGCAGCAAAUUCUCUUACACCCAGCAGUGAACUUACCAGCCAGAGACAGAAUGAUCUCAGUGAUGCAGAGAUAGUGUCUCUCUUCUCUGAUGUACCUGACAGUACUUCUGCUGCAUUGCUGGACACAGCAUUGGUGAACUCUGGAAUCUUGACUAUUGAUGUGGCUUCUGUGAGCUCGACUCUGGCAGGGCACCUCCCUGCUAAUAAUAAUAAUUCCGUAGGGCAGGCUGUGGACCCUCCGUCCUUGAUGGCCACCAGCGACCCUCCUCAAAGUCUGGAUACCUCUCUCUUUUUUGGAACGGCGGCCACUGGUUUUCAGCAGAGCUCCUUAAAUAUGGAUGAGGUCUCAAGUGUAAGUGUGGGGCCAUUGGGAUCUCUGGACUCUUUGGCCAUGAAAAACUCCAGUCCAGAGCCUCAGGCUUUGACACCCAGCAGUAAGCUAACAGUGGACACAGAUACUCUGACUCCUUCGAGCACCCUUUGUGAAAACAGUGUCUCAGAACUACUGACACCAGCCAAAGCGGAGUGGAGCGUACAUCCUAACUCUGACUUCUUUGGACAGGAGGGAGAAACCCAGUUUGGAUUCCCCAAUGCAGCAGGAAACCAUGGUUCUCAGAAAGAAAGAAAUCUUAUCACUGUGACUGGCAGCUCAUUUUUGGCUCAUGAGUGAAAGGAGAUGAGUCUCAGAUGAGACUUUGGACUUGGACCUGGAACAUUUAAGUUAAUGCUAGAAUGAGCUAAGACUUUGGGGAACUAUUUGGAAGGCAUGAUUGUAUUUUUCAAUGGGAGAGAAACAUGAUAUUUGAGGGGCCAGGGGCAGAGUAAUAUAGUUGGAUAUUUGUUCUUACCCAAAUCUCGUGUUGAAAUGUUAUCCCCAAUGUUGGACGUGGGGUUUGGUGGGAGGUGAUUGGAUUACGGGAGCAGAUCCCUUAUGAAUGUCUUAGUUCUUAUAAUAGUGAGUGAGUUAUCAUCAGAAAUGUUAUUUAACAGUGUAACACCUCCCCCCAUCUUGCUACUGCUUUUGCCAUGUGAUGUGCCCUAUCCUGCUUCACCUUUUGCCAUGAGUAAAAACUCCCUGAGGCCUCUUAAGAAGCUGAGCAGAUACCAGUCCAUGCUUUCUGUACAGCCUGCAGAACUGUAAGCCAAUUAAACUUCUUUUCUUUAUAAAUUA